This is a messenger RNA of Peniophora sp. CBMAI 1063, 765 nucleotides long. Lineage: Eukaryota; Fungi; Basidiomycota; Agaricomycetes; Russulales; Peniophoraceae. The record is from the annotation of a GenBank genome assembly.
AUGGGUAUCGGCGCCGGCAUCUCUCUCUUCUACGCGAAAGCCGGCGCUAGGGUUGUCAUCAACGCUCGCGGUCUCGACAAUCUCGAAGCUCAGAAGGCAGCCAUUGAGAAAGACGUCAUCGACGCUCAAAUUGUGCUGGUUGCUGGGGACAUCACCGAUCCUGAGGUUGGCAAGCGUGUUGUUGCUGCUGCUCUAUCCGCUUGGGGAAGACUUGACAUCGUCAUCGCCAACUCGGCCACUCUGAUGGGAGGCACAGGCAGGUUCGGCGAGAAGGACCUCUUGCGAUGGUGGCACACACAGGAAGUCAAUGUGCGGGGAGUUCUGAACAUCAUACACCCGUCUAUUCCAGAGCUUCUGAAGACGAAGGGUCAGAUCAUAGUAACAUCUUCCACCGUGGCGCACGUACGCCAGCCACUGAUCGCAGAUUACAGUGUCAGCAAACACACCAUCAAUCGUUUCGUCGAGAUCCUCGCGCUUGAUUAUCCUGAGAUAACGAUAUACGCCGUCCAUCCUGGAUCCACGAUGACACCCGGCGCUGCAAGCUUUGUAGAAAGUGCAGGCUUGAAAGGCGUCUACCCGAUGGCCGAUGCGAUCGAGUUGCCUGCCGCAACCUAUCUUUGGCUGACCGCCCGCAACGCCGAGUUUCUCAGCGGCCGCUACGUCCAAGCGACUUGGGACCUCAACGAGGUAUUGGCCAAGAAGGACGAGAUCGUGCGCGACAACCUGCUAGUGACGAAGCUCGCCGGUCCAGUCAAGUCGUCUUGA